GUUGAUUCCGACUUCUACUGCAUCAUCCAGCUAUCAAACAAACCACAGGUCAAAAAAACCAUCCACAGCAACAUCACACCAUAACCAGCCCAAACAAGACCCCCCAAAAGAAAUCCGCCAACAUGUCUGUCGCCCAGUCCAUGAAGCACAUCAGCAACCUCGAGCGCAAGCUCGGCAAGGCCAACAAGAUCGCCGCCAAGGGAUCCGACAUGAAGCUCAGCGAUGUUCUCAAGCUGCAGAGCAAGAGCAACGCGAUCUGCUCCGAGAUCAAGAAGUCCAUGGCUGAGUACGAUGGCUCCGAUCCGACCACGGAGGAGAGCAGGGCCAUCCUGAGCAAGAUGCAGCACAUUGUCGAUUUGACCGAGGACCAGCUCAAGCAGCUCAUCGCCGCCCAGGGUCGAUUCAACGAGCUGCGCAUUGGCGGCAUGGUCAAGCGCAACAUUGGCAAGACCGACACCGUCAGCAAGGAGCUUUCGAACCUCCUCCAGUCCAAGGCCCCGGCAGACAUGAAGGCUGAGGCCGAUGCUCUCGAGGCGCGCCGGGCCGCGGCUUUUGAGAAGGCCUGCAAGGUGUUUGCCAAUGCUCAGGGUGGCGAGGAGAAGGCUGACGAGGUUGGCGAGGACUCUGAUUAAGAUGUCGGAGCAAGUAGCAUGGUGAGAGUGACGUAAGCGGCAGGUUUUUAGAGUAUCAUGAGAUAAAUUAUGUUGGUCAAUAAAGAAAAGACGAUCUUUGACUGAAUGGUCGUGAUCAAUAAAAUAUUGCGCGAA
This is a messenger RNA of Pyricularia oryzae 70-15, 767 nucleotides long. RefSeq lists its product as uncharacterized. Bases 123 to 632 code for a protein of 169 amino acids. The record is from RefSeq and is a predicted model, not a curated record. The transcript is spliced from 3 exons. NCBI's taxonomy places the organism in Eukaryota, Fungi, Ascomycota, Sordariomycetes, Magnaporthales, Pyriculariaceae.